AAUCGUAGCAUCAAAGAUAGCGAAAUUGUAUGAAAAAUUCAAGUUAGUGUAUGAUGAAGGCCUCAACUAAUUCUCAUUAAUGCUCAUUAUUUCUUUGCUCCUAUAAAUAGUAAGUAUAGUACGGUGAGUAAACCAAUCGCACUAAACAAAGAACAACACUUUGUAAAAUAAAAGCAGAACGAAAAGAAAUGGGGAAAGUUUCUACGCGAUUAGGGUUAUUGGGUUUGAUGCUUGUGUUGCUCAUUAUUGGAGUAGCAGAAUGUAGGAGACUUGAGAAGGAGACUUUAGGAGGUGGUGGUUUUGGAGGAGGUGGUGGUGGUGGAAAAGGCGGUGGUGGUGGUCUUGGAGGAGGAGCUGGUGGAGGCUUUGGUGGUGGUGCAGGUGGAGGCCACGGUGGUGGUGUUGGAGGAGGAUUCGGUGGUGGUGCUGGUGGAGGUAAAGGUGGUGGUGGUGGUGUUGGAGGAGGCCACGGUGGUGGUGUUGGAGGAGGCCACGGUGGUGGUGUUGGAGGAGGGUUCGGUGGUGGUGCUGGUGGAGGCAAAGGUGGUGGUGUUGGAGGAGGGUUCGGUGGUGGUGCUGGUGGAGGGAAAGGUGGUGGUUUAGGUGGAGGCCACGGUGGUGGUGUUGGAGGAGGAUUUGGUGGUGGUGCUGGUGGAGGCAAAGGUGGUGGUGUCGGAGGAGGCCAUGGUGGUGGUGCUGGAGGAGGAUUUGGUGGUGGUGUUGGAGGAGGCCAUGGUGGUGGUGCUGGAGGAGGAUUUGGUGGUGGUGCUGGAGGAGGACAUGGUGGUGGUGCUGGUGCUGGAGGAGGACAUGGUGGUGGUGCUGGUGGAGGGUUCGGUGGUGGUGGUGGUGCUGGUGGAGGACAUGGUGGUGGUGCUGGAGGAGGAUUUGGCGGUGGAGCUGGUGGAGGUCACGGUGGUGGUGCUGGAGGAGGAUUUGGCGGUGGAGCUGGUGGAGGUCACGGUGGUGGUUCUGGAGGAGGAUUUGGCGGUGGAGCUGGCGGAGGUCACGGUGGUGGUGCUGGAGGAGGAUUCGGCGGUGGUGCUGGUGGAGGCCACGGUGGAGGAGCUGGUGGAGGUUUUGGCGGUGGUGCAGGAGGAGGCCAUGCUGGCGGUGGUGGUGCUGGUGGAGGGUUUGGUGGUGGUGCCGGAGGAGGCGGUGGUGGUGGAUUUUGAAUCUAGCUUUUUAGGGCUACUUACUUGUGUACCACGCCAAAAAGAAUGAGAUUAUAUUAUGAAUGAAAUAAAUGAUACUUAACAAAAAUAUGAAGCUAUGCGAUGUUAAUGAUUCCUUUGAAAAAAUAUCAUAUAUCAUAAUCCACUAA
This is a messenger RNA of Brassica napus (rape), 1324 nucleotides long. Its product is annotated as glycine-rich cell wall structural protein-like. The record is from RefSeq and is a predicted model, not a curated record. Lineage: Eukaryota; Viridiplantae; Streptophyta; Magnoliopsida; Brassicales; Brassicaceae. The coding region runs from base 189 to 1175 and encodes 328 amino acids. The transcript has a single exon.